UGUUACGGUGUUAUCAAUCUUCAACAGAGAAAACCGCUCUCAGUAAUCAAACGUGAUUGGCUCUUACUUUUAAAACCUACAAAUUAAUGUCGAGUAUUAACAAGACGAUAAUUCAGUGUUUUCUCUGCUGAACGUGGCCAUUAGCUGCCAAUAGAAUUAUCAGACUCCGAUAACUGGACUCUAUUUUUCAAUCGCCAGAUGUCAUUAGCAUCGUCCGUGGUUUGUCUUAUGUAUGAAGUGUGAAUAUACUAUGUGAGUAUUAUUGCGGCUGCAAUAUGUGGUCCUUUGGUUCUUUUAUCUGAAGUGUUCUGAAAAUAUCGAGAAUAAUUGAAAUUCAUUAAAAAUAUGAUAAAACGUGUCCCUCGUCUUGUGACCUUUGACGUUACCGGUACAUUGUUGAUGACGAAACUCGAAGAGCAUUAUGUCGAGAUUGGCUCUCAACAUGGUUUAUUCGUUGAGCCGAAAAAAUUGGCGCGAAGUUUUGCAAGCAAUUUCACGCAACUUAGCAAGGAGCAUCCGAUAUAUGGCAAGCACAGUGGUUUGGGAUGGGAGAAUUGGUGGAGAACAAUUGUGCAUAAUGUAUUCAGAGAUCAGCAUGCUUCUGUGUCAAAGGAUAAAUUGAACAAGGUUGCUGACAGCCUGAUAAGUUGCUAUGGCACUAGCAAAUGCUGGCACAAGUAUCCUGGUACUAUUGAUCUACUUGACUUCCUGCGAAGGAAGAACAUCAUAAUGGGUGUCAUCUCCAAUUUCGAUGAACAAUUAGAAUCAGUCCUUAAGGAUACUCAAAUUUAUCAAUAUUUUACCUUUAUUUUAACUUCGUACAAGCUUGGUGUAGAAAAACCGGGUUUGCCGAUAUUCGAAGAAGCAUUAAGAUUAGUAAAGCAUCUUCGAGAAGAAGAAAUAUUGCCUCAGGAAGCAAUGCAUAUCGGUGAUAGACUGGACAAUGAUUAUUUUGGAGCGAAAAACGCUGGUUGGAAUGCUUUGUUGAUUAAACAUGAGGAUAAGAUUGAUGAGAGCAAAAUACCUAAGGAAGAUAUUUUUGGAAGUUUGAUGGAGCUUCAAGAACAUUUUAGGAAAAUAUUUGAAACGAAUUACAUUGUGCGAUGAUAGUAUAUCUAUUAUUUAAAUAAUAUUAGAUUUAUAUAAUAGAACAAUUUUAUAACGAUAUAGAAUUAUUUUAAUUAUAUUUAUAUUUGGUAGCAAUUUGCAUGAAAAACAAUUUGAUCAAGAGAAAUAAAUACACAAGGGUAAUUUAA
This is a messenger RNA of Cataglyphis hispanica, 1256 nucleotides long. Its product is annotated as rhythmically expressed gene 2 protein-like. The coding region runs from base 346 to 1107 and encodes 253 amino acids. The record is from RefSeq and is a predicted model, not a curated record. NCBI's taxonomy places the organism in Eukaryota, Metazoa, Arthropoda, Insecta, Hymenoptera, Formicidae. The transcript has 2 exons.